Messenger RNA from Pristis pectinata (smalltooth sawfish), 1044 nucleotides. RefSeq names its product melatonin receptor type 1B-like. Gene Ontology annotation, molecular function: melatonin receptor activity. NCBI's taxonomy places the organism in Eukaryota, Metazoa, Chordata, Chondrichthyes, Rhinopristiformes, Pristidae. The transcript is spliced from 2 exons. Gene Ontology annotation, biological process: G protein-coupled receptor signaling pathway. The coding region runs from base 1 to 1044 and encodes 347 amino acids. Gene Ontology annotation, cellular component: membrane. The record is from RefSeq and is a predicted model, not a curated record.
AUGUCGGAAGAUGGGAACUGCUCGGAGUCAGUCUCCUGGGCGUCCGAGCGGACUCCAACGGCCGAGGUUGGAGUCACCACGGCGCUGGCCGCGGUCCUGAUCUUCACCAUCGUGGUGGACAUCCUGGGGAAUGUGCUGGUCAUCAUCUCGGUCUUCAGGAACAGGAAACUGAGGAACCCUGGUAACAUCUUUGUCAUCAGCCUUUCAGUUGCUGACUUGAUUGUGGCAGUUUAUCCCUACCCUCUGAUUUUAUUUGCCAUCUUCCAACAUGGAUGGACACUGGGUGAUAUUCACUGCCAGGUUAGUGGAUUCCUGAUGGGUUUAAGUGUAAUCGGAUCGGUUUUCAACAUUACAGCAAUCGCGAUCAACAGGUAUUGUUACAUCUGCCACAGCUUCAAAUACGAUAAGCUCUACAGCUACAAGAACACGAUCUGCUACCUAUGUCUGACUUGGGUCUUAACAGUUGUCGCGAUCGUACCAAACUUUUUUGUGGGAUCUUUGAAGUACGACCCUCGAGUGUUCUCGUGCACGUUUACACAAACAGUAAGCUCUUAUUAUACAAUCGCUGUGGUGGUUGUUCACUUCCUAGUCCCUAUCGGUGUGGUGACCUACUGCUAUCUGAGAAUCUGGGUCUUGGUCAUCCAGGUAAAACGACGAGUCAGACCCGAUGAACCAAAGUUGAAGUCCAGCGACUUCAGAAAUUUCCUCACCAUGUUUGUGGUCUUCGUGUUGUUCGCAGUUUGCUGGGGGCCUCUGAACUUCAUCGGCUUAGCCGUGGCCAUUAACCCUCCAGCAGUCGCGCACAAAAUCCCAGAAUGGCUGUUCAUCACGAGCUACUUCAUGGCAUACUUCAACAGCUGCCUUAAUGCUGUCAUCUAUGGACUUCUCAAUCAGAACUUUAGAAAUGAAUACAAGAGAAUACUGCUGUCACUGUGGUCUCCGAGGAUGUUCUUUAGUGAUCUGUCAAAAAUUGGAACAGAGGCAAUGAAGAGCAAGCCUUCUCCAGCACCAACCAAUAACAAUGUAGCAGAAGUAAAUGUGUAA